UCUGAUAUACGGGACGGAGGGGUUCAUCUCUCCGCCCGCGGCUUCGCUCCUGCCGCCAGCCGCCGUGCCUUCCCUCCGGCAGCUCGUUCCGCCCGUCCUCCUCCGCGUCUCUCCCCCCCGUUCGGCCCUGACCCCGAGUUCCGCCGAGCUCCUUCGCCCUAGCCUUACCUCCUCCACGGCCAACGACGGGCCACGGCGGCGCUCCGGCCUGGCCCUCGGAGAAACGGUGAGCGCCAAUAAUUUCGGAACCCUAGCUUUGGGGAUUUCAGUUGUCCUCAGACUGAAGUAUGAGCUGCUGCCCUUCCUCGCGCGCGCCGGCACCGGCACCCGCGCUCGAAGACGAGAAUCUCCUCCAGGAGAUCCUCCUCCGCCUCCCUCCGCAGCCGUCCUCGCUCCCCCGCGCCUCCCUCGUCUGCAAACGCUGGCGCGGCAUCCUCUCCGACCCCAAAUUCCUCCGCCGCUUCCGUAAGCGCCACCGCGAGCCUCCCCUGCUCGGCUUCUUCGCGGGGCAUAUCGGCGUCGAACCCGUCUUCACCGCCGUCCUAGACUCGCCCGACCGCAUCCCUCCUGCCCGCUUCUCCGCGCCGUGGAGCCACCGCCCCGGCCGCGACCGGUGUCAAUUCAUGGGCUGCCGCCAUGGCCUCGCCAUCCUGAUCAAUGCCCAUUCAUGCGAGGUUGUCGUGCGGGAUCCCCUCACUGGCCAGCAGCGCCGCGUGCCUUUUCCGCCGGGGCUCUGCAACAAUGAGAGGAGGGGCAGCGGCUGGCGCUGGCACGCCGCAGUCCUAUGCACUGAACCCGAGGAUGGGCAUGUGCAUGGUGAUUGCCUCUGGAGCCCGUUCAAACUGGUGUUGGUGCGCGGCAGAUGCUCGCGGGCUUUCGCUUGCCUCUACGAGUCCGUGCCCGGUGUAUGGGGAGAUAUCGUCUCAAUGGCGACUACUCAUGCGAUCCAUCCAAUAAGACCAAGCGUCCUCGUUGGAGAUGCGCUCUACUGGUUAUUUUCUGAUGGUGCCAUGCUCGCGUUUAAUGUCGAAGCCCAGACUCUUGGUGUGGUAGAGAAGCCAGGGAAUGCCCAUUGUACUGGAUUCUGGUCCUGUCAGCCCUUACGGACAGAUGGCGGUACCGGCCUUGGCCUCGCAGUUGUGUCGAAGCUGAGCAUCCAACUGUGGAAGAGGAAAUCAAACUGCAAUGGCGUUGUCGGGUGGGUGUUGACGCACAAAACCAUUCAGCUGGAGGGGAUGUUUCCACGGGAAAUGCCUUGGGAUGACAGCCGGGUACUUUUGGUGGGGUAUGAUGAGGACACAAAUGUGAUUGUUCUAUCUACAAGGAUUGGAAGGUUCAUGCUCCAGCUUGAGUCGAUGCAGAUCAGGAAGAUUUCUGGAAGAAUGGAAAAUGGCAAUCGUUUAAUGGAAUUUUAUCCCUACACAAAUUUCUACUAUACUCCAGGAAGGGUCAUUGCUGGUGGAGAUGGAGGAGCUGAAAAUGUGAACAAGUACCUAGACUUCUCUUGGGUCUGCCGAGACACGGUAAUGCUUUGCUGUGGGUUCUUCUGCUUUUGUAUGCUGUCGUCGCUGAUGUGGUUGAUGCUGAAACCGAUGCCCUAUGUAGUUUCUAGGUUCUUCCGGCUUGCGUGACAUGUCAUGUGAAGUGGACUUGUAGGAUUUAAUCAUGUAAUUUGCUUGCUUCUUUGUAUCAUUGCUGCCUGCUAACGUCCGUAGACAUGAGUCCACUAGACAGUGGCUUGUCUGAGUUGCUUCGGAUAAUGCUUCGAACUGUCGGUUAAUUGGUACAUUGUGGUUCAUUUGCUUAGCAAGUUUCAGUGGGAGCUCUGCAUGUGUUCUGCAUUUUUUUU
Messenger RNA from Lolium perenne, 1849 nucleotides. RefSeq lists its product as uncharacterized. Gene Ontology annotation, molecular function: protein binding. The record is from RefSeq and is a predicted model, not a curated record. NCBI's taxonomy places the organism in Eukaryota, Viridiplantae, Streptophyta, Magnoliopsida, Poales, Poaceae.